AUGGCGGACCUCAACCUCCAAGAGAUCCACGACACCCUCCUCGACAUCGCGAGCGAGGCCGGCAAGAUGAUCAUGGCCGCGAACCCGUCGUCGAUUGACCAGGGCACCAAGCUCAACUCCGUCGACAUUGUCACAGAGACCGACCAGGCCGUCGAGAAAAUGGUCUCGACUCGCCUAAAGUCGGCCUACCCCGACAUCUCCUUCAUGGGCGAGGAGACGUACACAAAGGGCACCCGUCUUGGCCCGGAGCCGACCUUCGUCGUCGACCCCAUCGACGGCACCACCAACUUCGUCCACUCCUUCCCCGAAGCCUGCAUCUCCCUCGGCCUGUCCGUCGGCUGCGUCCCCGUCGUCGGCGUCAUCUACAAUCCCUUCCAGGACCUCCUGUUCACGGGCAUCAAGGGCAAGGGCAGCUACAUGCGCCGCGCGGGCGGGGCGCCGCAGCGCCUGCCCCUGGCCCGGAGCCCGAUCCCGCUCAAGGGGCUUGACGGCGCGCUGCUGGCCUGCGAGUGGGGCUCCACGCGUGACGGGCCCAACUUCGAGCUCAAGACCGAGACGUUCAAGCGGCUGGCCGCGACCAAGGAGUCGGGCGGCGCCAUGGUGCACUCGAUGCGCUCCCUGGGGUCCGCGGCGCUCAACCUCGCGGCCGUCGCUGCGGGGCAGCUGGACGCCUACUGGGAGGGCGGCUGUUGGGCCUGGGACGUGUGCGCGGGCUGGUGCAUCCUUACCGAGGCCGGCGGGCUCAUGGCCGGCGGGAACCCAGGCGUCUGGGAGCCGGCCGUGGAUGAGAGGGUGUACCUCGCCGUGCGGGGGGCGCCGUCUGGUCAGAGGGAGAUCGUCGAGGAGUUCUGGAAGGUACUGGACGGGAAGAAGCUCGACUACCCCGUCUAG
Messenger RNA from Colletotrichum graminicola M1.001, 891 nucleotides. Its product is annotated as inositol monophosphatase. The transcript is spliced from 2 exons. Gene Ontology annotation, biological process: phosphatidylinositol phosphate biosynthetic process; inositol metabolic process; signal transduction. NCBI's taxonomy places the organism in Eukaryota, Fungi, Ascomycota, Sordariomycetes, Glomerellales, Glomerellaceae. The record is from RefSeq and is a predicted model, not a curated record. Gene Ontology annotation, molecular function: inositol monophosphate 1-phosphatase activity. The coding region runs from base 1 to 891 and encodes 296 amino acids.